CUUUGUAUCCUGAAAUUCUUGGAAGUUAAUUCAGCUGAGGGAAUCAUGUGGUCGAUUCUGGGAAUGUCAUAUGAUAAGAGUAAUCAGAAACAGGAAGGAGAUUAUUGUUUCAAACAGUCUUUGAAACUGAGUGGAAAGCACACACAGUUCAUCAACGAAUGGCAUUUUGUUGGACCAUUUGGUGUUGGCAAAACAGAAUUUGAUGGGGAUCCACUUGCAGCUUAUGGCGGGAUUAGAAAUGUUUCUAAGUUUAGAUUGGAAACCAAAUCUACUGCAAGUUAUUAUUCUGAGCUAGUUUCUAGUGGUGUUACAUCUUGGGCUGUGGUAAAACAAAAUCAGGCUGAUGAUAUGGUGCAAGUGCGAACAAAGGUGGACUGGAAUGAUCUGGUCAGCUCGUUAGGCUCUUUAGGCAUCACAGAAUGGCAAGGCUGGGCUGUCGGUGAGCUGUUGGUCAAUGAAGAUGAUGCCCGGCUCUCAUUCCACUGUCUUGGUGUGGCUAAAUGUUAUGUCGGUCAAUCUAUCAUCGUUGGAGAUCUUUAUCACAGGAGUCAGUUCUGGUUUCCUCUUACAUUGCCCAGAGGAGUUCACACCGUGUUUAUACCAUUACGAUCCAAAGUCAAUGCAAACUUUAAAUUUUCUCUAGCAAAAUUGCCUAACUUUAAGAUCAUGCAACCUUCUUUCUUACCAGACAUUCAAAAUGGUUAUCUUCCGUUUAACGUUUACAUAUCCAUACCAGUUUCUAAUCUGAUGGUGAAAAAAUGGCUCAAAGUGACCAAAGUAAGCAUAGAAGGUCAGUCUAUUGGUGAAGCACUUGCAACGUCUCUGGUGAACUCAGAUAAUGACAUCGCUCCAGGUCAGGUCAAAUUUAUUGCCAUCAGACUAAGUUUAAAAGUAAAAGGUGAAAAUUCUCAAAUUUUACCAAAGUGUAAAGAUGUGGAUGUAGAUCUGAAGAUUAAAACAUCAGAAGGAGUGGAACUCUUGAAAUUGGUUUUGAGAUGUAGGAACAAAGGAAGCUCUUUUCUUUUCACAUUUCUGGACCAUGACGGGUCAGUUCAGCAUGCUGCAGCAAUUGAACCCAUCGGUGUCUGUCCCGCCAAACUGUGCCCGGUGGUUCUCACCCUGCAUGGAACGUCAGUGCCUCCCCAGAAUCAAGCUGACAGCUACAAAAGAAUGGUCAAAGGUGAUUUCCAGUUUGGCAUACGUAAUAUGUGGCUCUUGGCUCCUACUAGGUACCAUGCUUUUUAUAGUUGGGGCCUUUUGCCUAAUUUUUUACAUAAUCUCCAUUUAUUUUAAUAGUUAAAAUUAGUUAAAAUGUUUUUCCUUGGCUGAUUGGUUCUUUAAAAUACUUUUUAAAAAAUUAUUUCGUUAAAUUUAAAGAUAUGCAUUUUAAAUUUCAAUUAAAGGUUUAGAUUUAAUCAUUGAAUUAUUGACUAGAUCUAUAACUUUGCCGUACCAGUAACAGUUUCGAUGAAAAACAGGGGAACACUGUGUCAGUCAUUUUUAAGGUGCUAAUAACCUGAUAAUGUCUGAUCAUCUCUGUCACCAUUGAAACAAUUGAAAUAUUGACCAAAAACAUAUACUUUGUUACUAAAAGUAAGUACACAUAUAAAAAUGCUUUUAAAAAUGGGUGCUAACUCAUGGAACAUAUCAAGUAGGUAUAUGCAUCAAUGUCAUCAAUCAUAUUUUUCUUUUAGAUGCUGAGCUAGAUUAGUUAUUAAUUUCAUUAGAUUCUCUCCUCUAAUAAUCAGCUAAGUAAUAUGCUAUGAUGAUUAUAUUUACUUUCUUCCUCUCAGACAUGGUGCACACAAUUGGGAGGGCCCUGGGGCUCUGACUGCUAUGACCUCCCUGCAAGCUCUUCAUGAAAUGACCAAACAAUCAAGUUGGUUUGAAAUGCAAGCAGAUCCUAACAAAGUUCUAUUUGCAGGUCUGUCAUCUUCUAACAUCAUCAAUUUAUCUCCCAAGAAAUUCGAAUCAUUUUUAGUGUUAAGAAAUCAGUGUUAAGAAUCAGCUCUAUCCUAGUACAUUCCAUGAUCUUCUUAAAUAGAUAUAAUAUGACUACAACUGUUUUGUUGCUUAAAUGUUGAUAUUGCAAUGAUUUUUAAAUAAUUAAAUCUUUUAUAAUUCAAAAGGCCACUCAAUGGGUGGUCAUGGAGCCUGGCAUUUAGCUUCACAUUUCCCUGACAGGGCCAUAGGUCUCAUCUCAUUGGCUGGAUGGAUGAAGAAGGAGGAGUAUGGGGAUAGCAAUUUGUUUUUUAGGUGUGUUUGUUCAUUUUGUCAUAUCAUCCAUUAAAAUAUGGCAAAUCAAUUUAUUUUAUUUUAUGAGGAUAUAUGUAAUAUUUCUGAUAACAUAGCAACUUUUUAUUCUAUCCCGCCAUCUCCAGGGAUUCUUCAUUACAUAAACUGUCAAGCAGAAUUAUGCAAAAGCUAUGUAAUAAUAUUGCAAUAUUAAUUAAUCUGUUAUUUAAGAUAAGAUGAGAUUAUUUAAUUAUCCAAAAAAUGGAUUUUUUUUUAUAAUACAUUGUACAUAUUCAUUUUCAGCACACAAAUAAAUAUAGGUACAUAUUUAAACCAAGGCAACAUUUUACAAUUAUAACAAUUUAAAUACAAGACAUCUGAAGUAUUUCUCUAGUGGAGAAAUCAGCCACAAAUGAACUCCUUUAGUGACAAUAAUGAGAUUCCACAUAACAAGAAUCUAUACUCUUUAGAGCUCAAAAUUUAUUAAUGAAUCCUGCUCUGCCAAUGUUUCAGUCAUGAUAUAGCCACAAGUCACACAGAUCCCUCUGUGAAAGCCAUCAUGGAAGCUUGUAUUGGGGAAAAUGAUGCAGACAAGCAUGUUGCUAAUCUCAAGGUGUGGUAAUGUUUUAAGGAGAGGCAUUCAACUAAAUCAUUCACAGUAACCGUUAACAUUUGAAAUUAAAAAUGUUUUUCAAUUUGUGACUUAUUAUUUUGUAAUUAGACCAAGAGCGUGCUCAAUCAAAUUUAAAUUUCUUCUAGGGCAUUCCUGUUUUGGCAAGGAUAGGAAGUAACGAUCGCACAGUCCAUCCGUACUAUGUUCGCCGUAUGGUCAGGCUUUUGAAAGAAGCAGAUGUCAAUGUGGUGUAUUCAGAGCUGCCUAACUUGGAGCACUGGUGGUGGGACACAAUGUGUGUAUUUAUUUCCAAAAUGUGUCACUUUUAUUUACAUUCCCUUUGCUGAUUAUUACUCUAGGCUAUCACACUUUAAAUAAAACAGCAACAGCUCAUGUCCUAAAAUUUGUGAAAAUUAUGUUAUUUACUCUACAGAACAUUUUGGGGCGGGGGGGGGAUUAUGCUUGUAAUUAGUUUUUGUAGUGUUGCGUUUGUUUUAAAUGUGGUAAAUUAUAGAUUUUUUACUCUUGUACCGCGCUUCGAGCCUUUGGGGAUGAAGCGUGUUUUUGAAAUACACUUUAUUAUUAUUAUUAUUUAUUAUGAAUGGCCACACAUUACAAAUUAAUAUUUAAAUAUAAAUAUGUUGUUUUAACAGACAGCAGAGUCGUUCUUAGGAGGUUGGGGGCCCUAAGCAUGGAGCGUAGGUUGGGGGCCCCGGAAGGGGGAGUCCGGGGGUGGAGCUCCCUCAAGCUGAGGAGAAAACACCACCCACCACUGCGGCACCUCCAUUCUGCCUUCAUCAAUGUUUCCUCUUUGCUCGCGUGUAACCACUAACCAUAGUGAUAAUUCCGCCACUAGAGAAAAUGUGUACUUCUGAAAUAUAUGGCAUGCAGGUGGUAGUGGGGCCCUAGGCGGUUAGUGCCAGUUAAAAAAAAAACGGGGGAUCGAGGGCGCCUCAUGGGGGGCCCCCUCAUGUUUGGGGCCCUACGUGGAUGCGUAGUCAGCGUAUGCCUAAGAACGGGCCUGCAGACAGUUUUAAUACUUCACUUUUGAUACAUACAUAUUAGGAAUAUUUUUUUUUAAAAACUUUUAACGAAACAGUUAUGUUAAAAAAAACAAUUUUAAACUGAACUGUCAAAAAAAGUUUCAAAAAAAAAAAUUUGGUCUGUCACUGAAUUGGUGUGGACAAAUUCUUGACUUAAAUGGAAUCUGGUUACUGUUGCACACCAUUCAAUAAAUUAAAUUGGAAUUCCAAAUUUUCUUAUUGGCCUUAAUUCAGACUAUUAGUGUGUCAAUGUAAUUUUUUAGGUUAACAUAUAGAACUUUUUAAGAGAAAUUAUAAAAAAAUUAUAACAAAGUAAAACAUUUUACUAAACAAGACUUUUAUAAAAUGAUGUAUUUCCACUGUAUUUUCAAAUUUAGUUAACUGUUUAACUACCAGAUUGAAAAAUCCGCGGUCGCUGUAUUAAAUCUAGGUCAUAUUUUCUCAUUUUAGCUGUAUGUAAAAAUUCAGCUGCAGUUUUAUUAAUUAUAAACAUAUUCUUAUGAUUAAAAAAACAUUUUGUAGGUAAUUGAAUCAUCUAUAAGAUAAGCAUAAAAUAUUUGUAAAGUUAAGUUUUGUUAGGAAAUUAUUAAUUGUUAAAUUAGUAUUUGCAACAGAAAAACAAUUUAAAAAUGUAUAAAUGUGCAAACUUAGGUAUAAAUUUUAAAUUUCCAAAUCAUUUAAAGCCUUUUAUUUGGUGGUUUCCAAAUAUUAUAUCCAAUAAUAAGAAAAAUGCACAAAAGAACACAGAUAUUGAAUAAUAUUUACAUUUCCAAUCACUUAUAUGCCUUUAGUCACCCUGUCCUUUCUUGCCAUGGUAAACAAGUAGUUCAAUUUUGUAACUAGCUUGGAUAUUAAAAAAAAUAAAUCAACAAGCUCGUUUUUUAUAACUUUCUGCUGAUAAGCAUGCAGUUCAAAUAUAAACAUCAUGUCGGUAAAUAAAAAUCUGGAAACAAAACGGGAAUGGAAUAAUAUAAAUAUUUGACUAUUUAAUACGAUACAAACAUUGUCGCUACCAGCGGCUGGUGGCCAUAACGGAAGAAACGCCACGCCGCUCCCACCGGCUCAUGGUAGUUAACCAGUUAAUUCAAAUGUUGCCAAGAAUGGGAUUUAAGUUAAAAUGUGAAUUAAGUAUUUCAAAUGCCUUCAUACUUAUUAAAUUCAUUGAUUAAAGAAAAAAAAAUGAAUUUCUUAAAUUUCCACAGAGACACCAAUGAUGGUGGAUGUGUCAAUGAUGCCCAAGUUCGCAAGUUUAUUGCCCAAGUUUAUGCCUCCCUGACUCCCACUGAGACAGAAUUCUGCUCUAAAGAUGCCAGUGAUUGUGAUGGUCCAGCAAAUAACAAUCCUCAGCAACAGCAGGAAAUCUUCACUCUUGUAACUGUUAACCCAGCAUUUGGUGAGGGCUUACGAGGUAUCAGAGUCUUACAGCAGAUGAUUCCUCUCAGAACUAGUACUGUUAAGGUAGGUCAGGAGAUGUGCACUAUAGAAUAUUUCGUAAUAAAGCCAUGCAGAGUAUUUAAACCGAACACUACAUCAAGUGUAGCACAUUGCACUGAACAGUUGGUGACUGCCUUUCACUUUAUGUUAUAGAGACUUUGCCAGUAAAGUUGUUCCUGUAUGGUGCAUUUAUUUUGUCAAAGAUUACAUUCAUGUUUCCUACUUCUAUAUUGGCUUCCUCUUUUAUCCCUGGUUAAAGAACAGAGUCCAGCAUUUUUUAUUCUUAACUAUUAUAUAUCUGGAUGUAAUUGGAAAUAGUUUCUCAAUAAAUAUAAUAAAUAUAUUAAAAAACAAUGGUUGUCACAAUAAGAUAAAAGACUACCAAAUUUCCAUUUUAAAAAAUUUAAAAAGUGGUGCUGAAAGUUUUAUGGCUAUCUCUUUUUUUAAUAUUCUAUUUGCAGGUAAAUGUUACAUCUACCAAAUUGGUACUUGCAACCCAAAAUGUCCAAUGUCUUCAAAUAAUGAAAGGUGUUCCCAAUAGAGGUCUAAACCUUGGGGCUUUACAGACCAUUGUUGUAAGUAUUUUAUCUUAAUGGCUGAAAGAAUGGGAUCAGCAGAGCUUGUCUGUUCACCUUUUGUAACUUGUGAUGAAACAAUAUUGAAGGGCGGAGGGCUUUCUCUGUUGGUAGUGCAUUAUCAAACUUGGAAUACAAAUGAAUUUCUUUGGGAAAAGUCAAAUUAAGAAAGUGGAUUUUAUUAUUUGCAGAUAGAUGGAAGCACUGUUGUUUUAGAGACAAAAGACUUUCCACAAUCAUAUUGCGUGUGAGUUAAAUUUAAUAUUUUACACCUAUCCCAAGUUUUAUUUUAUACUUGGUUAAAACCAACUUUAUUUUGUAAAGCUCUUAAUUAUUUUAUGAUACAUGUGCUCUCAGUAAUUAGAUUAACAAUUUUUUAUUUUUUUUUUAACAUCUAAGACCAUAAGAAUACAGUUUCAGGGUUUGAAUAAAGUGAUGCUCAUUAAAUUUUAUAACAUGAAAUUAUUUGUUUUUAAGUUUGUAUCAAUUACACGUCAUUCUCAUUACAACUGUUUUUUGUCCAAAUGUUUGUCUAUAUCAGUGUUCCCCGAAUGGUGGUCUGUGGACGAGUACCAGUCCUCGAGCUUUGCGUUGUUGAUUCGCAUAACAUGAAUAUUUAUGGUGAAAUUAAAAGAAAAUAUAAUCAAUAAAUCCUGCAAUGUUCCCUGGUACAAUUUUGAAAUUUGUCCAAGGAUCCAUCAAUUGUAAAAAAUUUGGGGAACCCUGGCCUAUAGUAAUGAAAUUAUUUUCACGAAAAAUGAAUUUUGUCUUGCUUCCCACACUUGACAUAGAAUGACAUCACCCACUGGUCCUCAGUGGCAUUUAUCUUCUCACGCACAGUCUGGACUGGUAAGACAACUACACAACUAUGGUCCAGUCAGAAGAAUAGCAGAACAAAAUUUUAUUACUGUCAUAGGUUAGUAUGUUCUUUUCAUUGAAUUGGUACAAAUACAUCAUAAUACAUUACUUAUAAUUAAUUACUAAAUAAUUUUUAUAACACUAUACAAAAUAACAUUAUAAAUAAUUAAUAAGCCAAUCUGCAAAUAGGUGCAAUAUAAUACAAAGCUCUGUGAAUGAAAUCAUGAAAGUAAUAAAUUUAAUGAAUUAAACUUGACAAAAUAUUGAGGGAUCAAAAUGAUCACCAAAUAUGCCAUUUGUUUUAAGCUUUUGGAAUGUCAUUUGCAUGAUUGAGAAAAUUUAGUAAAUAACUCAUUAUUAAAUUCGAGAUUAUUAUUUAAUGUCCUAUGGGUCAAGUUUAUCGUUUUCCACUAAUUAAGAAUGUAUUACAAAUCAUCCAUAAUUUUUAGUACAAUUUGGAUUAAUCCUAUUACUUAUGAGACAAGUUACAUCACAUAUCUAUUUAUUGUGUUUUAGGAACUCAGGGAGAUGAUAUCACUUCUGAGUUAUUAUUGAGGCAUGCAGUUUACAUAGCCAACCAGUUCUUCCUAACAUCUGACACCACAGUCUCCAUUGUAGAGGACAGAAAUAUUAUUGAUACUGAUCUAGGUGACACAGAUAGUUAUAAUUUGUUUUGAAUCCAAUCUUUAACAUAUUUUAUAAAUCACAUUUUGUUUUGUUAGUACAAACCAUUAGGGGGCCAUUUAUAAAUAAUGUCACGUGUUGGGGUGGUGAGGGGAUAGUUGUCACAUUUUGUGACAUAGGGGAGGGAGUAGCAAUGGCCGCAAAUGUAAUUUAUUUUCUGGGCCUUCCGCACAGGGUGCAGAGGUUUGUAACGUUAUAUUUGAGGGGGGUGGGGGUCUAACUUUUUGUGACGAUGGGGAGUUAUCAGGAAAAUUUGCAUGACGUCAUUUAUGGAUGACCCCUAGUAAAUGCUAUAUUUGAAAUUCUCAUAAUUAGUUUAUCCUCUUAUGACCUUAAAGUCAAAUUUUAAUUCAAAUUUUUUUCUCUCUACUUUCAGAUGGUAUGAAUUUGAUCAUUUUAGGUACACCAACAGAAAACUUGCUGUCCAAUAAAUAUUUGAGUUACCUACAAGAUUUGGCAUUUAACAUUGAAAAUGGUACUUUAUUGUUAGAUUGUUUUUAUUUGUUAAAAAAAUUCCUGCAGAUAACCCUAAUUUUGCUGAAUCUUCUUUUUUCUUAUCUUAUAUCUUAUUACUCCCCUUUCAAUUCAAUUUAAAUUCUCAUUAGUUUAGUGGUGCUCAACCCUUUUAUGACCACCACCACUUUAUAAAAAUUAUUUCUUUAUGUCACCUUGUAAAUAAUAAGCUCUGCCAGUCUCCCAUGCUCAUCACUGUAUAUAUAAAAAAAUAUAUAGCAAAAGUGUAAAAUUCACCAGGUGCAAAGGAGUUUGAUGAAACUUUAUCACAAGUUUAGCCCCUUUCUUUUGCCUUACAAAACUAAGUCUCAGAGAUUUUACGUUCCCCAUUUUGUUGCAGGAACAUCUGAUUUAUAUCUUAGCCUUGGUAAUUAUUGUACCUACAAGUCACAUAGAACAGGAUUGUUGACCCUUGCCCCUCAUGAACGCGGCUUAGCCCUUGUCUUGAUGGGACUGUCUCACCAAGGCAUGGCGGAUAUUGUCAACUUGGCCACACCAACUAUACCACCUAUGGCUCGAUCUCCAGUAAGUCAGCUUGUUCAUUUGUUUUUCCUCACAGGACAGCUCUUUUUUGUAAUCUUUGCACUUCCUCUCAGAAAGCAAAUACUAUAUUUGUAUUUUGGCAUAAAAGCAACACUAAAUGUAACUAGUGUGAGCAGGAAACACCAGGGCCAUUUUAAUACACAGAAAGUUUUACAAAAUGUUUUUGUAAAAAAUCCUAAUUUCACACUGACAUGUUAUAUUUUUUUGUUGUUGUCUUGUUCCAGUUCUCCAACUUGUUACCUGAUUUUGUCAUUACUGGCCCUGAUUUUGAGUUGAAAGGACCAGGAGGUUUUCUAUGCAUUGGUUUCUGGGAUAAUAACUGGAGGUUAUCAGCAAACUCAGCUUCAUGUACAUGUGAUGUAUCAUAACAUAACAUAUGUUUAGGCCCAUUAAAUUUUAUGGUUCUGUUUUAGUUGUUAUUUCAUAGUUGUGAGUUUGAAAUUUAAAUAAUUUCUUUUAAUAUCAAGG
Messenger RNA from Lymnaea stagnalis (great pond snail), 8966 nucleotides. The record is from the annotation of a GenBank genome assembly. NCBI's taxonomy places the organism in Eukaryota, Metazoa, Mollusca, Gastropoda, Lymnaeidae.